CAGCGCUGUACUAGUGCGGACAUAUCCAGGUUGCGGCGUCACAUGCUGCACCACACGCCUCCUGAGUCCUCCCAGUGCCUCCUGACGGUGGACGGCACUUCCCUGCACUGGUGGAACAAGCAGCCACUACCACCGUGCAAUGCUUUGUGUCACGCCUCUUGAUACGUCAGCUCAGAGCAUGUGGGAGGAAUUAUAACGUAACGUGCUGUGGGCGGAGUCACACACACCAUGGCCGCUGCCGGUGCCGGGAAGAGUCUGUUGCAGUUUCUGAAAUUGGUGGGGCAGUUGAAGAGAGUACCAAGAACAGGAUGGGUAUACCGCAAAGUAUAUCAGCCAGAAAGUGUGUCAGAUCAUAUGUAUAGGAUGGCAGUGAUGGCAAUGUUAACAGAAGACAAGGCAUUAAAUAAAGACAGGUGCAUAAAGCUUGCUCUUGUGCAUGACAUGGCAGAGUGCAUUGUGGGUGACAUAGCUCCUUCGGACAACAUCUCAAAGGAAGAAAAACACAGACAAGAAAAGGAUGCUAUGAAGCAUUUGUCUCAUCUGUUACCAGAGGAUAUGAAGAAGGAGAUAUACGAACUGUGGGAAGAGUAUGAGCAUCAGUCCAGCGCUGAAGCCAAGUAUGUGAAAGAAUUAGACCAGUGUGAAAUGAUCUUGCAAGCUCUGGAGUAUGAGGAGUUGGAGAAGAGACCUGGGAGGCUUCAAGAUUUCUACAACUCAACAGCAGGAAAAUUUAAACAUCCAGAGAUUGUUCAGCUAGUUUCUGAAAUUUAUGAAGAAAGAGACUCUAACAUAGCAGCACAAGCGGAUAAUCCACAGCUGUAAGAUAUUAGUAAUUCUUGUAAAAAUUAAAUAUUUAUUUUUA
Molecule: messenger RNA, 862 nt
Organism: Pseudophryne corroboree (corroboree frog)
Lineage: Eukaryota; Metazoa; Chordata; Amphibia; Anura; Myobatrachidae
Gene: HDDC2
Product: HD domain containing 2
Exons: 6
Coding region: 229-822 (197 amino acids)
Cellular component (GO): cytoplasm
Molecular function (GO): 5'-deoxynucleotidase activity
Source: RefSeq, a predicted model, not a curated record